Copidosoma floridanum is the source of this 618-nucleotide messenger RNA. RefSeq lists its product as uncharacterized. The record is from RefSeq and is a predicted model, not a curated record. Gene Ontology annotation, cellular component: membrane. Lineage: Eukaryota; Metazoa; Arthropoda; Insecta; Hymenoptera; Encyrtidae. Gene Ontology annotation, biological process: sensory perception of taste.
AUGAUCGACAUGACGUUGAGUAUGUUCAACCGAAGAAAAUUCGUUGGCGUGUGGAAUACCCUUCAAAACGUUGACGAGAGAUUUCCAGUGGCCUGUUCACUUGGGCUGAGGAAAACGAAAUUUGUCAUGUGGACGAUGAUUACUCUGUCGACCAGUGUCUGGUUGUGCGUCAGCCAAGCCGGAAUUCAAGCUUUUGCUGAGCCGUACCUCCGAAAUGUGUCUUAUCUCAUUGCCUACGUCGGUAGUUACAUGUCCGUUUUGAAGUUUUGUGGUAUGGUAUAUCUUUUCAAUCGACGCUUCAAUUACCUCGAGGAUGUUAUUUGUGAACAAGUUCGACUUGUUCAAGAGGAGAAACUUUCAAAAGAUAAAUUGCGCGGGUUAAUCACCGUGGCAGAGGGACAGGAUUUAGUUAUUUCUCUUUUCGAAUGGCGGAAACAAGUUUAUCAACACACCACUCAAAAAACAUUUUAUCUAACUCUGUAUCAUUUAAAACAAAAAAUUAUGUUUACUGGAGCUGGUUGCUUUCAUGUACAUUUACCAUUGCUAACGAAGAUCACCCACUAUAUUACAACUUUUGUGGUUAUUCUUGUACAGUUAGUAAGGGAUCUCGAAAAGUAA